Molecule: messenger RNA, 3648 nt
Organism: Cottoperca gobio
Lineage: Eukaryota; Metazoa; Chordata; Actinopteri; Perciformes; Bovichtidae
Gene: twf2b
Product: twinfilin actin-binding protein 2b
Exons: 17
Coding region: 664-2577 (637 amino acids)
Biological process (GO): actin filament depolymerization; barbed-end actin filament capping; regulation of lamellipodium assembly
Cellular component (GO): cytoplasm; Set1C/COMPASS complex; myofibril
Molecular function (GO): chromatin binding; actin monomer binding; actin filament binding
Source: RefSeq, a predicted model, not a curated record
GUUCCGGGCCGUACCUUUCAGAAUAAAAGCGUACAUUUUGUUUUGUAACAAUAGAAUGAAAUACAGACAUCUAAGAUUGUAAUAGUUGUAAUAGUGAUUUUGUUUAAACAUACACUCUUUCAGUCAAAUAAGUCCCAUUUAACUACAAGUUACACGUUUAACAAACACAUAAGGAUCAAGUGAUGGCACAAAACGAUAUGUCUGACCUUCAAAACUAGUUUAACUUCAGAGAUAAUUAAAGGAUGUUAUUUAAAUCCUGGUGCACUUCCUGUUGGUUUGGGAUGAACUGUAACAUGCAGCAGCAAUUUCCUGUGGUGGUGUGUCGUACUUCCUUUUCGUUACAAUGUGUACGCUCGUUUUGUCCGCACCCCUGCCCGGUUUGUUGAAGCCACACCGUCCACCUGGUAGAAAAUGAUACACAAACUGCACGUUUCGUAGUGAAUACAAGUUGCGAUAUGGUUGUAUGUUAUGUUACACACAACGUUUGGUUUUAUUUGAGUUUUUCUGGAAAUAUAAGUAUGCAUUUUUGCGUUACCGGUCUUUAACGAUAGUGCUAAUGUUUUGCUCGACCAUAAAUGAUUUGCAGGCUUCAUUUAGUCCGAGCUGAUGGAGAGGUCCACGUUUAGGUUUUAUACAAUACGUUUUGUAUAAAACUCUGCAGACAUGAAGAUCACAGACAGCGUGUUUCGGAGUUUCAGGGUUGCAAGAACAUAUCGAGAAAAUGUCCAGAAAGUCAACUGUGUGGACUUUAGCCCAAAUGGUGAAAGCGCAAUAUCAAGCAGCGACGACGACUGCAUUGUGUUAUACGACAUCCGAGAGGGAAAACCUAAAGGGACCCUGUACAGCAAGAAGUAUGGAGUAGACCUCAUCCGCUACACACAUGGAGAUCCACAGACAGUGGUCUACAGCUCCAACAAACUAGAUGAUACCAUCCGAUACCUGUCACUCACUGACAACCAGUACAUUAGGUAUUUCCCAGGUCACACUGCAAGAGUUAUUGCUCUCUCCAUGUCACCAGUGGAUGAUACGUUUAUCUCAGGCUCGUUGGACGAAACGAUCCGGAUCUGGGAUCUGCGUGCUCCAGACUGUCAAGGUUUGACUCAUCCACUGGGGAAACCUGUAUGUUCCUUUGAUCCUGAUGGGCUGAUAUUUGCUGCCGGAGUGGAGUCACAGGCCAUCAAACUAUAUGACCUCCGUGCUUUUGACAAGGGUCCCUUUGCCUCCUUUGAGACGAGGUUUAAUCGUGCCUGUGACUGGACCGGACUCAAAUUCAGUAACGAUGGGAAACAGAUUCUCAUCUCCACAAAUGGAGGGAUGAUUCGUGUCCUAAAUGCUUUCAAUGGAUCUGUGCUGCACACCUUUUCUGGUUACAACAACAGUAAAGGCAUCUCCCUGGAGGCCUGCUUCACUCCAGACUCUCAGUUUGUCAUGAUUGGCUCAGAGGACGGGAGAGUCCAUGUUUGGAGCACUGAGAGUGGGAUGAAGGUGGCCGUGCUGGAUGGUAAACAUUCAGGACCCAUCAACACUCUGCAGUUUAACCCCAGAUACAUGACGUUCGCCAGUGCCUGCACUAACAUGUUGGUGUUAGAUUCCUGCAGAGAGCCAGCACACAGCUGGGACAAGGAUUACGAUCAGUUCCUGCUUCCUCUGCUCACGCCUCAGGAACCCUGCUACAUCCUCUACCGUCUGGACUCCCAGAAUGCACAGGGACACGAGUGGAUCUUCAUCGCCUGGUCACCUGACCAGUCACCAGUGAGGCAAAAGAUGGUGUAUGCAGCGACCCGUGCCACACUGAAGAAAGAGUUUGGAGGAGGUCACAUUAAAGAUGAAAUGUUUGGCACGGUGGAGGACGACCUGUGCUUCCAGGGAUACCUACGACACAUGUCCUCCUGCUGCUCGCCGGCUCCGCUCACAGCAGCCGAGCAAGAAUUACAACAAAUCAAAGUCUCAGAGGAUAAAGUUGUGUGGGAUGAGCGUAGACGAAUUGGGACUCCAACAGCACGAGCGAGGGUCACAAUGGAGUUUGGCUUAGACAAAAGGGCACAGACUCUUCAAGGUCUUGCAUUCCCGUUACAAGAAGAGGCCAAACGAGCGCUGCAGCAACUCAAGCAGAGACGCAUCAACUACAUACAGCUGAGGCUGGACGUAGAGAAAGAGACCAUUGAGUUGGUUCACACCAAACCUACAGAGACCCACGAGCUUCCCUACAGGAUUCCCACAGAUUCACCCAGAUACCACUUCUUCAUCUUCAAACAUUCCCACCAGGGCCAGCGGCAGGAGGCGCUGGUGUUCAUAUAUUCGAUGCCUGGUUACAGCUGUAGUAUUAAGGAACGGAUGUUGUACUCCAGCUGUAAGAACAGGCUACUGGACGAGGUGGAGAAAGACUACCAGCUGGAGGUCACCAAAAAGAUGGAGAUAGACAAUGGUGACGGCCUGACAGAAGACCUACUGUACGAGGAGGUCCACCCCAUGGAGCACGCCUUAAAGCAGGCCUUUGCCAAGCCCCGUGGACCGGGAGGGAAGAGGGGCAACAAACGCCUCAUCAAGGGUGCAGGGGAGAACGGGGAAGACAGUUAGAUAGUACAUGCACACACAAGACAUCAGUACACAAACACACCAACACAAUAUCUAUGAAUUGACUUGUUAUUUGACUGUUUAGCUUCUAGCCGUUUCUUCUUUUCACUUGCAGACACACGUUUCACACUGAAAACAGAAAUAGAUCCACUAUAAAGCAGAAUUCAUAUAUAUAUGUUCUUGUGGUGAAGACAGAAAGCUUCUAAAUGUGAACACUGUUCGUUUGAGUGUGGCGUCCACAGGUUGGUUUGGUUUAUUAAGAGUUUUAUUCAAUUGAAUUGUACAUGAAAACAUGUUAAAGUAAUGAAUCAAGUGUAUUUAGGUUAAUACGAAGAAGAAGAAAAAACAAAGUACUUGUUCUCAAGCGUCAUUACAAACUAUUGUGCAGCCAAACUUUUUUCAAACCCACAGAAAUAAACUUUCCUGAUUUAGGGUAAAUGUGUGUAAAAUGAUGCGCAAAAACAUUUAGAAUAUUUCCAUUUCUUUAAAAGAUGAAAGCUAUAAUGAUAAGUCCCUCUGUGAACACAAAGUUUCAAUAAAAACUUAUUUUUUUAACGAUACACAAUAAUACAGUUAGAAUAUGACAUUUUGGGUAAUACAAUUAUUUGAUUUAUUGCUAAAGAGGAAGAUUAAUAUCACUCAUGUUUGUACGUUAUGAAGCUGCAGCGGUUAGCUUAGCUUAGCAUAAAGACUGGAAACAGGAGGAAUUAUUCCUACCAGCACCUCUAAAGCUCACUGUUUAACGUUAUGUCUCGUUUGUUUAAUCCAUACAAAGUGUAGAGCCCUCAGAUAACGACUCAAUGUUUUCAUUAUCAUAUUAUUUUCUUGAUUAAUUAAAAUUUGCAAAUCAAAGUUAAAGGCAACGUUUCCCAUCAGAUCUGUCAUGUCUCUGCUCUCCUCUUCAUAUUGAUUCUGGUAUUCCCAAUCAUUGGAUGAUGGCUAUGACAUUUCUGUUUUAGAGUGGAUUAUCCUUUAUAUUGCCUAUAGGCAGCCUAUGCUUUUCCAAUAGUUCCAUGCACAUUCAUCCACAUCACAUUUACAGUUGCCUUCUUCUGUCACCUGAGCAAGGUUUGA